This is a messenger RNA of Sinocyclocheilus anshuiensis, 4241 nucleotides long. Its product is annotated as zinc finger SWIM domain-containing protein 6. Lineage: Eukaryota; Metazoa; Chordata; Actinopteri; Cypriniformes; Cyprinidae. The coding region runs from base 90 to 3497 and encodes 1135 amino acids. Gene Ontology annotation, cellular component: Cul2-RING ubiquitin ligase complex. The transcript has 14 exons. The record is from RefSeq and is a predicted model, not a curated record.
ACAAUCGAUGCGCGUCGCAACCUUUCCCUUUCCUUAUCCCGUUUAUAUAGUACGGCGACUUCCGCCCUUGCCGUUAAAGCAGUGCGAUCAUGGCGGAGCGCGUUCAGCAGCCCCCAGCUAAACGGCUCUGCUGCCGACCCGGGUAUAGUACGACAUGUAGGCAGGGGCAGCGAGCCGGUGGAACAAUAUGCGGCGGUUCGGGUUCUGGCCAAGGGGGAUCCAGCAAAACCCAGAGCCCCGAAUCGCUCCUGGACAUUGCAGCGCGGAAAGUAGCGGAGAAGUGGCCGUUCCAACGGGUGGAGGAGCGUUUCGAGCGCAUCCCGGAGCCCGUACAGCGGCGGAUCGUGUACUGGUCUUUCCCGAGGAGCGAACGGGAGAUCUGCAUGUAUUCCUCGUUCAACACGGGCGGAGAGGAGAGUGCGUCUAGCGGGGAGAACGUAGACGAGACGCGGUUACCGUUCCGACGCGGCAUCGCAUUGCUGGAGAGCGGCUGUGUGGACAACGUAUUGCAAGUCGGUUUCCAUUUGAGCGGCACAGUAACAGAACCGGCCACACCGUCAGAACCUGAGAUAGUGUGCAGCGUAGCCAUUAGCUUCGACCGCUGCAAGAUCACCUCCGUAACGUGCGGCUGUGGAAACAAGGACAUCUUCUACUGCGCCCAUGUGGUGGCGCUGUCCCUGUACCGCGUACGGCGGCCCGAACAGGUCAAACUUCACCUCCCCAUCUCAGAGACUCUAUUCCAGAUGAACAGGGACCAGUUGCAGAAGUUUGUGCAGUAUCUCAUCACCGUCCACCACACGGAAGUGCUGCCCACGGCCCAGAAACUGGCCGACGAGAUUCUCUCGCAGAACUCCGAGAUCAAUCAAGUGCACGGGGCCCCGGACCCCACGGCGGGGGCCAGCGUGGACGAUGAGAACUGCUGGCAUUUGGACGAGGAGCAGGUCCAGGAGCAGGUCAAACUCUUCCUGUCCCAGGGGGGCUACCAUGGCUCGGGCAAACAGCUCAAUCUCCUGUUCUCAAAGGUACGGGAGAUGCUGAAGAUGCGGGACUCGAAUGGCGCUCGCAUGCUAACGCUAAUCACAGAGCAGUUCAUGGCCGACCCGCGGCUGGCUCUGUGGCGGCAGCAGGGAACCACCAUGACGGACAAAUACCGGCAGCUGUGGGAUGAGUUAGGUGCCUUGUGGAUGUGUAUCGUGCUGAACCCCCACUGUAAGCUGGAACAGAAGGCCGCUUGGCUCAGGCAGCUCAAGAAGUGGAACAGUGUGGACGUGUGUCCCUUGGAGGACGGUAACCACGGCAACGAGCUGCCCAAUUUAACCAAUGCCUUGCCUCAGGGUGCACACGGCAACCAAGAUUUGGGCACCCGGCCCCAUCGGACGGUUUUCACACGAGCCAUCGAGGCAUGCGAUCUCCACUGGCAAGACAGCCACUUACAGCACAUUAUCAACGACGACCUCUACACCAACUACUGUUACCAUGACAACACUGAAAAUUCGCUCUUUGACUCUCGCGGCUGGCCCCUGUGGCACGAACACGUCCCUACGGCUUGCGCCAGGGUAGAUGCACUGAGAUCUCACGGUUACCCACGGGAAGCACUGCGAUUGGCCAUCGCCAUCGUCAACACCCUGCGCCGGCAGCAGCAGAAACAGCUGGAGAUCUUCCGAAACCACAAGAAAGAUCUGCUUCAUAAAGGUGUGACGUCCAUCACCAAUCUAGAGGGAUGGGUGGGCCACCCUUUGGACCCCAUUGGAACGCUCUUCAGCACGCUGAUGGAAACGGGCCGUGGGGAUGAAGACAGUUUGCAGGGAGGGUUCCUAGAUUUCUCAGCCAGCACAAUGAGCUCGAGCAAGCACAGCGAGCUGCACUUGUUUCCAUCCACGCGCCGCUUCCUGGAGGAGGGUGAGUCAUAUCUGGCCCUGGCGGUGGAAACGGCCCUGAUGGGACUGGGUCAGCAGAGAAUCAUGCCCGAUGGACUGUACACCCAAGAGAAGGUGUGCCGCAACGAGGAGCACCUGAUCGCCAAGCUGCAGGAAGUUGACCUGGACGAUACCCUGGUCAAGAUCUUCCGCAAGCAAGCCGUCUUCCUGUUAGAGGGUGGGCCCUACAGUGGUUUGGGAGAGCUCAUCUAUAGAGAGAGCGUUCCGAUGCACACGUUUGCCAAGUAUCUCUUCACAUGCCUCCUACCUCACGAUGCUGAACUGGCGUACAAAAUUGCACUGAGAGCAAUGCGGUUACCAGUGUUGGAAUCCAUGGCUCCUUCGGGCGACAUGUCCCGGCCUCACCAUAUAGUAUCAGUCGUCCCCAAUCGUUACCCGCGAUGGUUCACCCUCAGCCACAUCGAGUCCCAGCAGUGCGAGCUGGCCUCCACCAUGCUCACUGCAGCCAAAGGUGAUGCUCGAAGGUUAGAGACAGUAUUAGAGACCAUACAGAAGAACAUUCACUCCUCCUCUCAUAUCUUCAAACUGGCGCAGGAUGCCUUUAAGAUAGCGACGCUCAUGGACAGUCUGCCGGACAUCACUCUGCUGAAGGUCUCCCUGGAGCUGGGUCUUCAGGUAAUGCGUAUGACGCUUUCAACACUGAACUGGCGGCGGCGAGAGAUGGUACGAUGGCUAGUCACAUGUGCCACAGAAGUUGGGGUCUACGCACUGGACAGCAUCAUGCAGAGCUGGUUCACCCUCUUCACGCCCACCGAGGCCACGAGCAUCGUGGCCACCACGGUCAUGUCCAACAGCACCAUCGUACGGCUGCACCUGGACUGCCAUCAGCAGGAGAACCUGGCGAGCAGCGCGCGGACGUUAGCCCUGCAGUGCGCCAUGAAGGACCCUCAGAACUGCGCGCUGUCGGCUCUCACGCUCUGCGAGAAGGACCACAUCGCCUUCGAGACGGCCUACCAGAUCGUGUUGGAUGCGGCCACCACGGGCAUGAGCUACACGCAGCUGUUCACCAUCGCGCGCUACAUGGAGCACCGCGGCUACCCCAUGCGCGCGUACAAACUGGCCACGCUCGCGAUGGUGCAUUUGAACCUGAGCUACAACCAGGACACACAUCCCGCCAUCAACGAUGUGCUGUGGGCUUGUGCGCUCAGCCACUCGCUGGGAAAGAAUGAGCUGGCCGCCAUCAUCCCGCUGGUGGUGAAGAGCGUCAAGUGUGCCACCGUGCUGUCGGACAUAUUGCGGCGUUGCACGCUGACCACGCCUGGCAUGGUGGCGCUGCACAGCCGCAGGAACUCUGGGAAGUUGAUGUCAUUGGACAAAGCCCCACUAAGACAGCUCUUGGACGCUACGAUCGGGGCCUACAUCAACACGACGCACUCGCGGCUCACGCACAUCAGCCCGCGGCACUACAGCGAGUUCAUCGAGUUCCUCAGCAAAGCCAGAGAGACUUUCCUCAUGGCGCACGACGGACACAUUCAGUUCACACAGUUCAUAGACAACCUGAAACAGAUAUAUAAAGGCAAAAAGAAACUCAUGAUGCUCGUGCGCGAGCGGUUCGGCUAGUCCACCUUUGUACGCUUUUUAAGUAAAAAAAGAAAUGACAAAAACAAUUCAAACCACACCGGUAUUAUGUGUAUAGACUUACGUUUGCGUAAAAAAAACGGGAAAAAAAAAGUGGAACGUUGUCAUGUUGUGGAAGUUUGUGCGUUUCCCCUUUAUUUGUGUGAAAGCGUGUGAGAGUAUGUCACGAUGUUACGGUUUACACUGAGUAUAUGUUGUCCAGUGGCGAAAGUCCACACAGCACUCCAGAUCUCUCUGUUAAACAUUCACAGCCUCAAAGUGAAGAAGAAAUAUGGCUUUAAACCAAACAACACCUCCAUCCUAAGUGACAAGUACCUCGUACGGCUUCAGCUUUACUCCUUCCUGAACCAGUCACACGUUACCAGUGUACUAAAGAAGUGUUAGAAACGAGAAAAACAAAAACACAUCUCCAUUUUUUGAGUUUCCUUUUCAGUUCACCAGGCUAAUUGCGUGGCUUUGCAGUGCUGUUUCGUCCAAAAGCAUGUCUCUCGUGCACACACACACAGUCUUCACCCCCAUUGUGCUUGCGCUUGUGGAAACUUAGCGACUGUCGACAUACAUCUCAGGGAUUCUCUUUGAAAAAAAAAAGGAAAAAAAGAAGAAAAAAAUGGUCAUGAAAGAAUGAGAGCAUUUUAUUGUACUGUAUAUAUGAUAGUAUAUGUCUGAAUAUUGAAAAAAUGUAUACGUUAACUAAUUUAUAAAAAGAAUAUUCUAUGUAAUGCAAAA